Messenger RNA from Acanthisitta chloris (rifleman), 1843 nucleotides. It is a transcript of the gene AGPS, whose product is annotated as alkylglycerone phosphate synthase. The coding region runs from base 101 to 1711 and encodes 536 amino acids. NCBI's taxonomy places the organism in Eukaryota, Metazoa, Chordata, Aves, Passeriformes, Acanthisittidae. Gene Ontology annotation, biological process: lipid biosynthetic process. Gene Ontology annotation, molecular function: alkylglycerone-phosphate synthase activity; FAD binding. The record is from RefSeq and is a predicted model, not a curated record. The transcript is spliced from 19 exons.
ACUUUUGAAGUGGAAUGGAUGGGGAUAUAAUGACUCCAAAUUCAUCUUCAAUAAGAAGGGGCAAGCAGAAUUCACAGGAAAAAGGUACAGAUUAGGUGGUAUGGUAUUACCAACUUUUAAGGAAUGGAUAGAAAAAACCUUUGGAGCAAGUCUGGAGCACAAAACUACCUCUAGAGCAUCCUUAAAUGUUAAUGAUGUACCUCCAUCCAUUGUAAAUGAAGAAUUUCUUCAGGAUCUUAGAGCCACUAAAAUCUCCUAUUCCCAGGAUGCAGAAGAUAGGGUAUUCAGAGCUCAUGGUCACUGCCUACAUGAGAUAUUUGUACUCAGGGAAGGAAUGUUUAAGCGAAUUCCUGAUAUAGUUGUAUGGCCUGUUUGCCAUGAAGAUGUAGUUAAAAUUGUGGAAUUAGCCUGCAAACACAAUCUCUGCAUAAUACCAUUUGGUGGAGGGACAAGUGUCUCUAGUGCCCUUGAAUGUCCUGAAGAAGAAAAAAGAACAAUUGUGUCUCUGGAUACAUCACAAAUGAAUCGGAUUCUCUGGAUAGAUGAGAAGAACUUAACAGCUUGUGUGGAAGCUGGCAUUGUUGGACAAGAUCUGGAAAAACAGCUUGCUGAAAGUGGCUUCUGUACAGGCCAUGAACCAGACUCCAUGGAGUUCAGCUCACUAGGAGGAUGGGUAGCAACGCGAGCAUCAGGCAUGAAAAAAAACAUCUAUGGAAACAUUGAAGACCUGGUGAUUCAUAUAAAAAUGGUAACUCCUAGAGGGAUAGUAGAAAAAAACUGUCAAGUACCUCGCAUGUCAACAGGACCUGAUAUCCAUCACUUCAUUAUGGGAUCUGAAGGAACUCUUGGAGUGGUUACUGAAGUGACAAUAAAGAUUCGCCCAGUCCCUGAAUACCAGAAGUAUGGCUCUGUGGUCUUCCCCAACUUUGAACGAGGGGUGGCCUGCUUAAGGGAAGUGGCAAAGCAGAGAUGUGCUCCUGCAUCAAUUCGCCUUGUGGACAAUGCACAGUUUCAGUUUGGUCAUGCUCUUAAACCACAAGUUGCUUCCAUUUUUACGUCAUUUUUGGAUGGAUUGAAAAAAUUCUACAUCACAAAGUUUAAAGGAUUUGAUCCCAACAUAUUGUGUGUAGCUACCUUGCUCUUUGAGGGUGACAGAGAGAAGGUUCUUCAGCAUGAAAAGCAAGUCUAUGAUAUUGCCACCAAGUUUGGUGGUUUGGCAGCAGGAGAAGAUAAUGGACAGAGAGGAUAUAUGCUGACAUUUGUCAUCGCUUACCUUCGGGACCUGGGCCUGGAUUACUAUGUAAUAGGAGAAUCAUUUGAGACAUCUGUUCCUUGGGAUAGGGUUUUGGACCUUUGUAGAAAUGUAAAGGAAAGGAUAGUAAGAGAAUGCAAAGAAAAAGGUGUUCAGUUUGCUCCUCUUUCCACCUGUAGGGUGACACAGACUUACGAUGCAGGUGCAUGUGUCUACUUCUACUUUGCCUUUAACUACAGAGGAAUUAGUGAUCCUAUUCAUGUCUAUGAACAAAUUGAGAGGGCUGCUAGAGAAGAAAUACUUGCCAAUGGAGGAAGUCUUUCACAUCACCAUGGAGUAGGCAAAUUGCGGAAGCGCUGGAUGAAGGAAAGCAUCUCUGAUGUUGGCCUGGGAAUGCUGAGAUCUGUAAAAGAAUACGUGGACCCCAAUAAUAUCUUUGGAAACAAAAAUCUUUUAUAAGGCCCUGCACAAAUGAUGUACUAAAACUUUAAAAUUACUGUUGAAAUUCCUCCACUUUCAUUGUAUUGAUAUCCCAGUAAUCAAAUAUAACAUAGACUAAACUUUCAAAACUAGUAACUUACAUUGAUUUUU